Carassius carassius (crucian carp) is the source of this 1609-nucleotide messenger RNA. Its product is annotated as cytochrome P450 2K1-like. Gene Ontology annotation, molecular function: heme binding; iron ion binding; oxidoreductase activity, acting on paired donors, with incorporation or reduction of molecular oxygen, reduced flavin or flavoprotein as one donor, and incorporation of one atom of oxygen. Gene Ontology annotation, cellular component: cytoplasm; intracellular membrane-bounded organelle. Lineage: Eukaryota; Metazoa; Chordata; Actinopteri; Cypriniformes; Cyprinidae. Bases 41 to 1564 code for a protein of 507 amino acids. The transcript has 9 exons. Gene Ontology annotation, biological process: xenobiotic metabolic process. The record is from RefSeq and is a predicted model, not a curated record.
CGUGUGAAGGCUCACGGUUGUUUUGGAAAGCUCUCUGACUAUGGCUUUAGUGGAAACUCUUCUCAAUCAUGUGUCCACCACAGGAGCUUUACUCGCUGCAGUGCUGUUGGUUUUGGUUGUUUAUCUCUUCUCCAUCAGCUCCAGCUCUUCAGAAGAUCCUCCAGGACCCAAACCACUGCCUCUCCUGGGGAACCUGCACCUACUGGACCUCAGACAACUUCACAUGAGCCUCUUCGAAUUGUCCAAGAAAUAUGGGUCGGUGUUCACAGUGCAUUUUGGACCCAAGAAGUUUGUGGUUCUGGCAGGAUACAAGACAGUUAAACAAGCACUUGUGAACCAGGCGGAAGAAUUUGGGGAAAGAGACAUUACCCCCAUAUUCCAGGAUUUCAAUCAAGGACUCGGAAUCGUCUUUGCUAAUGGAGACAGCUGGAAGGCUAUGAGAAGAUUCGCUCUUUCAACUCUUCGGGACUUUGGAAUGGGCAAGAAAAUGAUUGAAGACAAAAUAGUGGAUGAGACGCGUUAUCUGCGGGAAGUGUUUGAGAAGUUUCAAGGAAAUCCAUUUGAUACGACCCAACCGGUGAAUUACGCCGUCUCCAACAUCAUCUCAGCUAUCGUUUAUGGGAAACGGUUUGAGUAUGAGGACCCAAAGUUUCAGAACAUGGUGGACAAGGCCAACAAGAACAUCCAGAUGCUUGGUUCUGUUGUGAUACAGAUCUACAACAUGUGUCCGGCUCUUGGUCCCUGGAUGAAGACGUGGAGGCUGCUGAUGAAAAGUAUGGAAAGCCUCAGAAGAGAAAUAAAGGAGCUGGUGUACGUCUUACAGGAGACUUUGAACCCGCUUGAGAGCAGAGGAUUCAUCGACUCGUUUCUCAUCCACAAACAAAGCACACAAGAUUCUGGAGAAACAGAGUCACACUUCCAUGAGCAGAAUCUGAUCAUUACAGUGUCAAACCUGUUUGCUGCUGGUACAGACACGACCGGCACGACGCUGCGCUGGGGUCUGCUGCUCAUGGCCAAAUACCCUUACAUACAAGAUCGAGUUCAGGAGGAGAUCGACCAGAUACUUGCUGGCCAUGAACCUGCAUCAGAGGACAGAAAAAACUUACCAUAUACAGAUGCUGUGAUUCAUGAAGUCCAGAGACUGGCUAAUAUCGUACCCAUGAAUCUCCCUCAUAUGACCAGCUGUGACGUUUCCUUCAAUGGAUACUUCAUCAAGAAGGGGACGUGUGUUCUGCCGCUGCUAACGUCUGUGUUGAGGGAUGAGACUCAGUGGGAGACACCAGACUCCUUCAACCCUGGACACUUUCUAGACGAGAAGGGUCAGCUGAGGAAACGAGACGCCUUCAUGCCCUUCUCUGCAGGACGCAGGGUUUGUCCUGGGGAGAGUUUGGCCAGGAUGGAGCUCUUCCUGUUCUUCACAUCCCUCCUUCAGCGUUUCCGCUUCACUCCUCCUCCAGGAGUGUCUGAAGAUGAUCUGGAUCUCACUCCAGUCGUGGGUUUGACUUUGAACCCUUCACCUCACAAACUGUGUGCAAUCAGUAGAACCGAAAGUCAACCAAACUGAUGCAUCACUCACUGAAGUUCAGUUCUUUAAUAUUAUCACAUCUGU